Arabidopsis lyrata subsp. lyrata is the source of this 1230-nucleotide messenger RNA. Its product is annotated as ethylene-responsive transcription factor TINY. Gene Ontology annotation, molecular function: DNA binding; DNA-binding transcription factor activity. Gene Ontology annotation, biological process: regulation of DNA-templated transcription. The record is from RefSeq and is a predicted model, not a curated record. The transcript has a single exon. Lineage: Eukaryota; Viridiplantae; Streptophyta; Magnoliopsida; Brassicales; Brassicaceae. The coding region runs from base 321 to 980 and encodes 219 amino acids.
UAGCCCGUGGGUCCUUUUUUCUUUUACUUACUAAAGACUUAGUGAAAUAUUUGUCCCAUAUCUCCCUUUACCCCUACCACACCCCACCUCCACCCUCAAACUAUUGUUGCAUAUAAAUAAGGAAGUGAUUGAUAAAUGUAGAGACAAAUACCCAUCAAACUCUGUCUCUCACUUUCCUUCAUUAUUAACUCAUUCCCCAAAAUAAUUCAUUUAUCAUAUCCCCAAACUUUUUUUCUACACCGCAAAAUCCAAAAAAACACAAGGGUUAAGUGUGGCAUUGAUGUUUUUGGUAUAAAGCUCUUCUUAAAGUAAGAUCACCAAUGAUAGCUUCAGAGAGUACUUCCAAGACCUCGGAAACUAACUCAGUAAGUCAAGAGAGCAAAGAAGAGAAGAAGAUACCGGUUAAAGAUACCGGUAAGCACCCGGUUUACCGGGGAGUCCGAAAGAGGAACUGGGGAAAAUGGGUGUCGGAGAUACGCGAACCGAGGAAAAAGUCCCGUAUAUGGCUUGGAACUUUUCCUUCCCCGGAGAUGGCGGCGCGUGCACAUGACGUAGCUGCUCUAAGCAUUAAAGGAGCCUCCGCUAUACUCAACUUCCCUGACCUAGCCGGCUCUUUCCCGCGGCCUAGCUCGCUUAACCCUCGAGACAUCCAAGUCGCGGCUCUCAAAGCCGCACACAUGGAGACCUCGCAGUAUUCUUUCUCUUCUUCUUCUUUAACGUUUUCGUCUUCACAGUCUUCUUCUUCGCUUGAGUCUCUCGUGUCUUCCUCUGGGACCGGCUCCGAGGAGCUAGGGGAGAUCGUAGAGCUGCCAAGUUUGGGAUCGAGCUACGACGGUUUGACUCAACUAGGUAACGAGUUUAUAUUCUCUGACUCUGCAGACUUAUGGGCUUAUCCACCGCAAUGGUCCGAAAGUGAUUAUCAAAUGAUUCCUUCCUCGUUAUCACAAGAUUGGGAUCUUCAAGGACUGUAUAAUUAUUAAGUCAUAAUCAUAAAAAAAUAUACUAGUAAUGUUGUGUUUAAUAAUUACUUUUUAAUGAACCCUUUAUUUUGUAGGGUGACUUUAGGGUUAUUUGUCUUUAAAUUCUCUUUUUCUCAAUUUGUGUGUGAGAGAGUUCGAUAUAUGAAUACUUGUACAUACUUCUCAUAAACAUGUGUUUCUUUUUUUAAUAAUCAGUGUGGAAAAUUUGGAAAAUAAAUAAUAUUGGAGUAAUAGUAGCCAAUGGAAGCCA